Molecule: messenger RNA, 2721 nt
Organism: Marchantia polymorpha subsp. ruderalis
Lineage: Eukaryota; Viridiplantae; Streptophyta; Marchantiopsida; Marchantiales; Marchantiaceae
Source: the annotation of a GenBank genome assembly
CAAAACUCCGCAGUGAGGUAGCGAGAGAUUUUCUCGAGGGUGUCGAAUUGCGCCUGUGUGGUGUCACGGGGUAUAGAAGGUGUCGAAGGCGCGCAUAGACAGCUGCAUGGACCAGAUCCAGUUCCACUUGCGACUUCACUAAGUCUUCGCCGCACCGAUACUGCUGUGCGAAGGCGUGUCGAACGAUAGACAAUUUUGGGAGUGCAGUCGAUUAUAUAUUAAGGCGGUGCUGAAUAAAUUGGCUGGACACACAGAUGACCAGUUAAGAACCCCGAUCCUCCUAGGCUAAAAUCCGCGUCAGCUCCAUGACCGAUCGUUCUUUGCUUCGCCUUCGAGAGCUAGAUCAUCAGUUUCGAAUCCCGAUCCUCGCAGACCCGAAUUCCGAGACCUCUAUGGUCGUUCUUGUUUGAGCUGCGAUCCGUAGCGAGCAAACGAUCUAGCAUAUUUGUGGAUAUUUGAACAGCGUGGAACGCUGGGGAGAAUGGGUGGUGAAUCAAGUAAUUCCAGCAUCGAAAGUGUGGUGGAUAUGCCGACGGGAACCGAGACAGAGUUGCUUAGGAUUAGCGGAGCACAGCUAUUUCUCCUGGAUGGCGAGGAGAGUGUUCGCAUGGGAGUGGGGAACUUUGCUCUCAUGAUGACGGUGCAGGCUCAGACUCCUCUGGCAGCAAUGGUAGCUCAGGUUGCAGAUGUUCAGUGGCCCGUGGGCAAGGAUGGACCGGUUCUCAAACUUGCUAAUUACCGAUACACAUUUUCGAUCCCAGGCCUUCUCUACGGUGUCAUCUUGCCGAAGGACGUAUCCAAGGAGCUGAUACAGAAGUUUGAAUCUCUUAUGCAGCAGUAUUGCACCUUCGAAGUGCGCCCCGAUAUUCUUAAAGCGGCAGAAAUACGCAAUUUGCGGCUCCGUCAUCCUCCCGCACCGAACGAUGUCGCAGCGAUCGAUGGAGAGCAAUUCUGGAGCAACAUCGCCGAGGACGUGGAACAGUACAGUAAAAGGUUAGCGCAGCAUAUCAAGAAUGGGUCCACCAUCGCCGUGAGCGGGAUAGCUUUAGGCGGGGAGUGGGCAACGUGGGGAAUUGAGCAAGGCGGGCUGCGAGCCAAGAGCAAGUUCACGAAAACUAGUGCAGCAGGAGCGAAAGGCGACGGAGGAGAUAUGAGUCCGCGGAUGCGCAGCCGCGUCGCGCAGGCGCGACGCAUGUCCGCCGUGGCCAAGUUGUUGUCGCGGACGGUGCUCAAGGGAGCCAUCAGCGCCACGGGUCACGUGGCCAACACGCUGGGAACCGCGAUCGGCAGCUCGGCGCCGUUCCGAGCAGUGCUGAACUCCGAUGGCGGCCGGGAGGUGGCCGUGGCCAGCGUGGAUGCGUUCGCCAAAGUGGCCGAGGCCGUCGAGACUGCGGGCAAGUCGCUGGCCUCGGCCACGCUCUCGGUGGGCACGGAUCUGGUGCACCAUAGAUACGGAGAGCAAGCGGGGCAAGUCGUGCAGGAAGGAAUGGUGGUCGUCGGCGACAUGAUAAAUUCCAUGUGGACUCUCAAUAAAAUCGGCCUGCGGAUGUUGUGGGGCGCCACGGCGUCGUCGCUGGUUCUCAAUGCCUCUCGCUCUCGGGGCCCCCUGUCGCCCUCGAUUUCGUCCGAAACGAGCACUCCGGGCCUGAGCUCCCCGUCCCUCUCCGGAGGCUCCUCGUUGUCUCGACAAUGUUCCGUGUCCCCCUCCCGACUGCACCCCCGGGACGACGUCGAGCCUUCGUCUGCGGCCGCGGCUCGAAACGAGCCCGUGCUCGAGACUGCGCAGCUCUUCCCCAGCACUUCGGCCCCGGACCUGGCGCGCUCCCACGCCUACCCCUCGUCGACGUCGCCAAAUCACUACAUGUACAUGCCACACCAACAAUCCGUCUCCAUGGCUCCGGCCUACGCCGCGUACUACCAUCCGACGCCCGUCAAUCCCACCAGCCACUUCCAACACUACUCGAGGCCUUCUGGGCCUCCGAAAACUCAACCUUUUUUCCCCUACUCGGGAGUGGACCCGUCCGUCGGCCGAUGAGCGCCUUGAAAUCUGUUUCCCGCAAUAAGCAUCCGCUCGCCCCCCACAUUUCACUUAGAUAGAUUACAGGAGUGUCGCAUCCACAAGCCGCAGUGAUCAGUCACAACUAGGAGGAACUCGAUUCACAGGUAUUUUCAAUUGAUGAUAUUCGGAGAGUUUUGUGUACACGCGGAGGGAGGGAUACCAUGUGCACAGGAAUUAGUGCUGCGAGAACUCUACGGGAGCAAUCCAUUGUUCCACUGUCUCCUCGACCUGAUCUGAUAGCCCUAGUGUGUAUAGUAGGCCUAGCAAGCAAACUUUGUAAACAGAAGCAUCCAGAUUUGAGUUUCAUACAAUUCAGACUGGCAUUUAGUGUAUCAUGAUUUACCCAUUUCAGUCGUUCCCAGGGCUUGCAAAUAGUUUGGAAUUGUUGUUACUUCAGUGUAACUCAUCCCAUCAAUUGACUUUUCGAUCACUUUGGAAAGAUUCUGCUGGCGAUCUAUGUAGUUGAUUGUUAUCGAAGGAUGCUGGCUUGAGGUGUAGUAUUUAUUGCUACUUGGAUUUAUCAUGAUAGCGUUCUGAAUGUGCACUGGAGUGGUGAUGAUCUAGGCGUACAUCUGAAUAUCUCGUGUUGAAGCAGGCAUUUGAGCCAGUUUGCGCUCGCAAUUCAAAUGGUUGCAAUUUAGCAAACGUACUGUUGUUCUCGA